AUGCAUUCCAGAAUGGUUCAUCUUGGUCAAGAAGGUCGUCAAAUGUCACAAUCUUAUUCUAUUCACGGUGAACAUAUCAAUGCUGUUGAUCGUGCUCGAUUAAACGAAUUAUUAUUAGAUGCAGCUGAAGAAUGGUCAAAUGUUACUAUCCAUUUUGAACAUAAAUUGAAGAAACUUGACGUCGAAAAAGGUACUAUGGUGUAUCUAGUUGGGGCUGAUGAAUUUGAAGUGACAAAACAAGCUGAUUUUAUUGUUGGUGCUGAUGGUGCUUAUUCCAAGGUCCGUGACCAAAUGAUGAGAAAGAUUAGAAUGAACUUCCAACAAGAAUAUAUCGAUACUGGUUAUUGUGAACUUUAUAUGCCACCAAAGAUUGAAAAUGGAAAACCAACUUAUGCAUUGGAUCCCAAUCACCUGCAUAUCUGGCCUAGACAUACAUUCAUGCUGAUUGCAUUACCAAACCCUGACAAAUCAUUUACUUGUACUCUGUUUAUGCCAUUUGACAUGUUUGAAAGUAUCAAAACUGAUGGAGACUUGAUGAAGUUUUUUAGAACAAAUUUCAACGACGCUAUCCCAUUAAUUGGAGAAGAACGAUUGAAGGAUGAUUAUCGUCACAACACACGAGGAUCACUUAUCUCAAUCAAGACAUCUCCUCAUCAUAUAAAGGACAAGAUAGUCAUUGUAGGUGAUGCUGCACAUGCGAUGGUUCCCUUUUAUGGACAAGGUAUGAAUUGUGGUUUCCAAGAUACUGAAGUACUUCAUCAAGUGUUGGACAAACAUCAUGUCCGUCCUGUAUUAUCUCGUGAUGGCUCCCAUAUUCCUGGCCUGAUGGAAGCUCUUUCAUCUUAUUCUGAAGAACGUGUCAAAGAUGCUCAUGCAAUUUGUGAUCUGGCCAUGUAUAAUCAUUAUGAAAUGCGAUCUGCUGUCACUUCCGUACGUUAUUUGGCUCGUAAGAAAUUAGAAGGUUGGAUUCAACGUGUGAUGCCUCAAUGGGUGACACCUCUCUAUUCUAUGGUCAGUUUCUCAACUCUUCCUUAUUCUCAAGCUAUUCAUCGUUGGCAUCGACAAAACUUUUGGUUAAAUGUGGCUCUUGGUUCGGUUACUAUGACAAUUACAGGUGUUUCAGCUUGGAUGCUUUGGCGCAUGGUAAAAUCCCCUUCGAAUGCAAGACAGUCUCUUCCUUCUCCUACAUCGUCUGUUAAUGUGGCCAGUUUGGUUAAUUCUGCUGCUUCUUCUACUGCCGGAGUCGUCAAUGCUACAGUAAGUUCUGCUACUGCUGCUGGUGCCUAUGUUGGAUCAUCGUUGGGAAUCAAUGGAAAAACUCUUAAUCAAGCUCAAGAUAAAGUGAAAUCAGCUGCAGGAUAUGUCUCUCAAUGGUUAUGGAAAUAGAUGAAAUAUAUUUAGUACACAUUUAUAUAUAUAUGUAUAUAUUAUAUAUUUGAUUUUUGUAUUAGAAUGAAUUAGAAAAUAUGUAUAUGUAUUAUAUAUUUGUAUGUUGAACUGGUGAAUAAACAAAUGUCGUAAACCAAAAAAAAAAAAAAAAUAUUAAUGAAUAAAGUGUAUACACAAUGAAGUAAUAAAA
Messenger RNA from Halteromyces radiatus, 1579 nucleotides. RefSeq lists its product as uncharacterized. Bases 1 to 1386 code for a protein of 461 amino acids. Gene Ontology annotation, molecular function: NAD(P)H oxidase H2O2-forming activity; FAD binding; kynurenine 3-monooxygenase activity. Lineage: Eukaryota; Fungi; Mucoromycota; Mucoromycetes; Mucorales; Cunninghamellaceae. Gene Ontology annotation, biological process: NAD+ metabolic process. The transcript is spliced from 5 exons. The record is from RefSeq and is a predicted model, not a curated record. Gene Ontology annotation, cellular component: mitochondrial outer membrane.